Messenger RNA from Paramecium tetraurelia, 741 nucleotides. RefSeq lists its product as uncharacterized. Gene Ontology annotation, biological process: protein targeting to membrane; peptidyl-L-cysteine S-palmitoylation. Gene Ontology annotation, cellular component: endoplasmic reticulum; Golgi apparatus. Gene Ontology annotation, molecular function: protein-cysteine S-palmitoyltransferase activity. The record is from RefSeq and is a predicted model, not a curated record. Lineage: Eukaryota; Ciliophora; Oligohymenophorea; Peniculida; Parameciidae. The transcript has 3 exons.
AUGCUUCGUGCUAUGCUUUUAGAACCUGGGGCAAUAUGCUAAGUAAUUUUAUGUCUAAAUAUUGAGGAUCUUAUUGAAGAAACUUGGAGAUAAUGGGAUGAAUACUAAUAAUAGGAGAAAGAGAGGAUGACUGAAUAAAGACAAAGGAGAAGUCAAAGAUCAGUCAAGACUUUUAAAACAGAAAAUGAUGAAGAUAGAAGUGUUGUAAAUAUGGAUGCAGAUGAAAAUUUAGAUGAUGAUUAUAACAUCAAAAAGGAUAUUACUCAAAAGGGAUAAGAAAAGAGAUUCUGUAAAAAAUGUUGCAUUCCAAAACCUCUUAGAACUCAUCAUUGUUCUUAAUGCAGAUGUUGUUGGUAAAGAAUGGACCAUCAUUGCCAAUGGAUCAAUAAUUGUGUAGCCAAAGACAAUUAUAAGAUAUUCAUUUGCAUGAUCUUUUAUGCUAGCUGUCUAUUGGUUUGGGUGUCAAUUUCUUAAUACAGGGUGUUCCUUAAUGUGAUUGAAACUGAUAUGCCAGAUCUUAUACUGUUCCUAAUUGUGCUCCACUAUUAUUUCAUACUUUUGAUUGCAGUCCUUAUUACAGGCUUUUUCAUAUUCCACUUGUAUUUGAUAUCCCAAAACAAGACUACUUUGGAAUAGUUGGAGGAUAAACCAGACAGAUUAAAAUAUAACGAAGGAGUAUGGUAAAAUUUCAAGUCCAUAAUGGGUUCAAACAUCCUAUUAUGGUUUUUACCAGUUAAAUGA